CAUUCGUUUGUGAGCAGCAACGAGCCAUCGUCAUGCCCGAGCCAGCGAAGUCCGCGCCCAAGAAGGGCUCCAAGAAAGCCGUGACCAAGACCGCGGGAAAAGGCGGCAAGAAGCGCCGAAAGUCCAGGAAGGAGAGCUACGCCAUCUACGUGUACAAAGUCCUGAAGCAGGUCCACCCCGACACCGGCAUCUCGUCCAAGGCCAUGGGGAUCAUGAACUCUUUCGUGAACGACAUCUUUGAGCGCAUCGCCGGCGAGUCCUCUCGCCUGGCCCACUACAACAAGAGGUCUACCAUCACGUCCAGGGAGAUCCAGACGGCCGUGCGCCUGCUGCUUCCCGGCGAGCUGGCCAAACACGCCGUGUCCGAGGGCACCAAGGCCGUGACCAAGUACACGAGUUCCAAGUAA
Messenger RNA from Esox lucius (northern pike), 407 nucleotides. Its product is annotated as histone H2B. Gene Ontology annotation, molecular function: protein heterodimerization activity; DNA binding; structural constituent of chromatin. The record is from RefSeq and is a predicted model, not a curated record. Gene Ontology annotation, cellular component: nucleosome. Lineage: Eukaryota; Metazoa; Chordata; Actinopteri; Esociformes; Esocidae. The transcript has a single exon. Bases 33 to 407 code for a protein of 124 amino acids.